Molecule: messenger RNA, 1806 nt
Organism: Lagopus leucura (white-tailed ptarmigan)
Lineage: Eukaryota; Metazoa; Chordata; Aves; Galliformes; Phasianidae
Gene: REDIC1
Product: chromosome unknown C12orf40 homolog
Exons: 9
Coding region: 1-1806 (601 amino acids)
Source: RefSeq, a predicted model, not a curated record
AUGCCCGGCAGGAAGGCCGGCCCCGCGGGCUCCUCGCCGGACUGCCGGGCCGGGCUCCCGCCGCGACAGAUGCCGAGUGAGCGCUGCUUCCCCCGGGGUGACGGUUUCCUUCCCGGCCCGGCGCGUUGCACAACGCGGCCCGGCCCGCGACACGCCAUUGGCUGCGCCGAGCGGGGCGGCACCUCCGGCGACCCGGCCGCUCCGCGCCGCUCGUCGGCCACCGCUCGGCCCCGGAGGCGUCGCGGUGGGACUGUGGGUCGCGGGCCUUCGGAGCUCCGUCGGUUCCCCCCCGCGGCCGCUCGGCCCGCCUCGCCGCAGUCCGCGGCCUCUCGGCCCGACCGCCGGCCCCGCGCCCCUCCCUGCCGGAGGAGGGACUCGGGUCGGAAGCGCGGCCCGGCGGCCGAGGGGCUGCGGGGGGUGCCUUCCUGUCGUAUGCGGGAAUUCUUUGAGAAGAAAAAACUCAAAUCAAAGAUGAAGCUUCUGGGAGUAUCGUCUCCUAAAAGUUCAGCAGUCAGCUUAGAUCUCCUCAAUCUGUAUGUUGUUAACCAGAUAUCGACCAAAAAAGACAGCACUGGCAACCUGAAAAAGCCAGUCCAUGUUGAUAUAACUGAAAAUGUAAAGGCACCUUUUAGAAGGAACAACCUAGAGCUUCCCAGGUCACCAUUACGAAACCAAUUUACAGCACACUUAGAUGACAUCAAGAACAGGUUACAAGAGCAAGUACUGGACAGCAGAAGGCAGCAUCUCUUAGAAAAAGAAAAAUACCAACAUCAAUUGACACAAGUAACAGAACUUACUUACGCUGAAUGUACGGAACGUGAAGACAACACAGCAACAACUUUUAGCACCUGUCCAUUGUCCCCUUCUAUUUUUUGGUCCUCUAACUGUGCACAGUUUUCAGAAGAAAAUUUCAGUACAAAACUAAUGGGUGACCCUUGGGAGCAGACUUAUGAAGAUAAGCUAAUGAAACAGUCAAGAACUAUUUCUGAGCAAGACCCAUGGAUUUCAAAUCACUCAGGCCAGUGUAUUUUCAGGAAGUCUGACACAGAGCCUCAGGAUCUACUUACGCCAUCGCACAGGCUAGACUAUAUGAAUUCUGCCAGGAAAGACCCAGUGAUAAUGGCCAGUGAAGAAUCAGAAAGCACAGAAGGAAUAAAAGAACUAUUGUUUGGUGUCAUGAAAGAAACUGCAGACCUGAGAGUUCCUCAAGAUGAAACUGAUUGUCCUUUUCUGGCCGUGUUUGGAGAUGAGAGCCAACCAAUCUAUAAUAAAGCUUCCACAAAGCAUUGUCAUCCUUUUGUUAACCAAAACACUGCUCCCGUUUUUCUCAUUGAUCCCGGUGAUAGAAAUCAAAUGACCAACAGAAACUGCACAUACAAUAGUGGAGAGGCUCAUCCUGCAAUUCAUGCAAGAAAAAAUUCCGUAGACAGACACCGUAAAGGGCUUCUCACAGCUCCAGAACAGGUUUUACGUGAAAACAACAGCGCACCAUUUGCAAACUACAAGAGAAACAGCCUUCAUAAAAGCCACCUUCAGGGCUGUCAUGAUGGACAGCUGUACUUAAUGUCGCCUGGGAGCAAAGAGAAACCUUCAACAUCUGAAAAAAGUGAAACAUAUGGUUAUUAUCGUGAUCAGCAGAUUAAUUUAAAGGAGAACAUGCAGAACCAUUCAAGAAAUAAAAGAGAUGAACCUGCGAAAGAAUCGGUCUGGAAACAGAACCAGCUUUUUGAAUUAGAAGAGGUAACUUUUUAUAAACAUUUUUGCAUUACCUACUACCAGAGUGUUUACAUCAUUCGUUUAGAGUAG